This is a messenger RNA of Nymphalis io (European peacock), 1257 nucleotides long. RefSeq names its product peptidyl-prolyl cis-trans isomerase E-like. Gene Ontology annotation, molecular function: peptidyl-prolyl cis-trans isomerase activity. The coding region runs from base 14 to 1147 and encodes 377 amino acids. The transcript has 8 exons. Gene Ontology annotation, biological process: protein peptidyl-prolyl isomerization. NCBI's taxonomy places the organism in Eukaryota, Metazoa, Arthropoda, Insecta, Lepidoptera, Nymphalidae. The record is from RefSeq and is a predicted model, not a curated record.
UGUAUUUUACAAAAUGUCUUUAAUGGAUGCGAUUUUAAAGAGAGUGCAAUCCCCUGAGUCGGUGGUGAAUAAAUACUCUUCCCCGCCCCCAGAAAUAGACGAAAGAUUUUUACGUCCAAAUAAAUUUGAGAAGCGAACGAAAAAGGACACACGCGCAUGCGCAAUCGUCAACUCUUCGUCACCGUACUUCAACGAGCUUCAAAUGUACCGACCACUACCCAAAUGGAAACGUCAAGUUCAGGAAAUAUAUACUGAUAAUUUAAGAGUAUUGUUUGCUAUCAUCAGAGCUUAUUUGAAUGGAGGUAGAGUGGACAGCCAUUGGUCAAAAAUGACGCCACUAACAAAACAGUAUUACGAAAAUAGAGUCAAUACGUGUCAAAGAACUACCCGUGAAAACAAGGAGAUAUAUAAACGAAUUAAAAAAACUCGUGCUCGGGUGGUACCAACGACAGAUCUCAAUAAAGAAUGGUCACGCAAUAAACACGAUAUUAUACAUAUGUCGAAGAAUCCAUUCGUAUUGUUUCCGAUUCAACAAGUUGAGACGAUUGAGGACGUCGCGUUUAAGCCAUCGGAUAAAAUGAAACGACCUCGAGCGUACAUAACACUACGAAUGCGGGACGCCGCAAUUAUCGGGACAAUAGCUGUGGAACUUUUCGUUGAUGUGUGUCCCGCGACUUGUCGACUAUUCCUGGAUCUGCUUGACGGAGACGGCCUGGGGUACGGGUACGUCGGCACGCAGUUUUUUAGGAAGGUACCAAACCUGUAUUGGAGCGGUGGUGAUGUGGUACAUGACAAUGGGUUCGGGUGUUACGCUCAACGCGGUCGAGUGCGACCCAUCAACGCCGAGAACUACCACUUCUCACAUUCCAUACCAGGGUUGCUCUCGAUGCGCGUGACGUCAGACGAGCUCGUGUGUGGAGAAUUCAAUAUUACGUUUAAGCCUUUGCCUCAGUUUGAUUUAAAAAAUGUUGUAUUUGGAAGGGUUAUCCGUCCUUGUUCGACGUAUGAAGUUAUCCGUAUGUUGGGCUCUCCGCUGAACACUCAUCCUGUCAUAGAAAUAGCGGCUACAGGGAGGCAUGUCGACAAGCGCUAUAUUCGAGGCUCACCCAAUAGAAUAUUGCAAACUAGCUUAAAAAUACAUAAAUAAAUAAUGGCUCGUACAUAAACAGUCUAAACAAAAUUAUUUGAAAUUCCGUUACUAAUGUAUAUAAUAAACAUUAUUAAUUAAUCUAAUAUAUUAUUAUGGCAACAACAAAA